CCGACGGGCUGCGCCGUCGUUGCCCGGAGGGAAGCGACCGGCGCGGAAUCCGCCCGCUCCGCUUGUCAUCGCCCUCCCUCCUUCCCUCCUUCUUCCCUCCUUCCUCCCUCCUUCCCUCCCUCGGCCGGCCCCGCUCCCCGGGGCUGCAGGAUGAAGGGGCAGAGCCGGGGCGGCCGGAGCUGGGGCCACCGGUCGGAGGCUGAGGCGCCAUGACCGGGGAGAAGAAGAAGAAGAAGCGGCUCAACCGCAGCGUCCUGCUGGCCAAGAAGAUCAUCACCAAGGAUGGAGGCGCCCGCCAAGGCAUCGGAGAGCCCAGCGUGUACCAUGCCGUGGUUGUGAUCUUUCUGGAAUUCUUUGCCUGGGGCUUGCUCACGACGCCUAUGCUGACGGUGUUACACCAGACGUUCCCACAACACACAUUCCUGAUGAAUGGCCUGAUCCAUGGAGUCAAGGGUCUGCUGUCUUUUCUAAGCGCCCCUCUGAUUGGUGCUCUCUCUGACGUCUGGGGCAGGAAGUCCUUCCUCCUCCUCACUGUGUUCUUCACCUGCGCGCCAAUCCCACUCAUGAAGAUAAGCCCAUGGUGGUACUUCGCCGUCAUCUCCAUGUCCGGUGUGUUUGCCGUCACCUUCUCCGUGAUCUUUGCUUAUGUAGCAGAUAUCACCCAGGAGCACGAGCGCAGCACAGCCUAUGGCCUGGUUUCUGCCACCUUUGCCGCCAGCCUCGUGACCAGCCCGGCCAUUGGGGCCUAUCUCUCGCGUGCUUACGGCGACACGUUGGUGGUGGUGCUGGCCUCGGGGGUGGCCCUGCUGGACAUCGGCUUCAUCCUGUUCGCCGUGCCCGAGUCACUGCCUGAGGAGAUGCGGCCAGUGUCCUGGGGAGCCCCCAUUUCCUGGGAACAGGCCGAUCCUUUUGCCUCUCUCCGCAAAGUGGGCCAGGACUCCACAGUGCUUCUCAUCUGCAUCACUGUUUUUCUUUCCUACCUCCCUGAAGCCGGCCAGUACUCCAGCUUCUUCCUCUACCUACGCCAGGUGAUUGGCUUUUCGUCGGAGACAGUGGCGGCCUUCAUCGGUGUGGUGGGGAUCCUUUCCAUCUUGGCUCAAACAGUGGUGCUGGGGAUCCUCAUGCGCUCCAUAGGAAACAAGAACACUAUCCUCCUGGGCCUGGGCUUCCAGAUCCUGCAGCUCGCCUGGUACGGCUUCGGCUCGCAGCCUUGGAUGAUGUGGGCUGCUGGAGCGGUGGCGGCCAUGUCCAGCAUCACCUUCCCCGCCAUCAGUGCCAUGGUGUCCCGGAACGCAGACCCUGACCAGCAAGGUGUGGUUCAGGGGAUGAUCACAGGUAUCCGGGGUCUGUGCAACGGGCUGGGGCCGGCCCUCUACGGCUUCGUCUUCUACCUGUUCCAUGUGGAGCUGAACGAGUUGGUGGAGGUGGAAACCUUGGACAAGGCCACCAAGCCCAACAUGGCCAACCCUUCAGAUGAGCGGAGCAUCAUCCCCGGCCCCCCCUUCCUCUUUGGAGCAUGCUCGGUCCUGCUGUCCCUCCUAGUGGCCUUGUUCAUCCCAGAGCACAACAACCUCAUGUUACGACCGGGCAGCCACAAGAAACACAGCAAUGGCGCCCAGAGUCAUACGCAUAGCCCCCAGGCAGGUGGCUUGGAAGUGAAGGAGCCCCUCCUGGAGGAUAGCAGUGUAUGACGGGGAAGGGGUGGGGGAAACGAUCCAUCCCCACCCCACCACCCCACGGAGCUCCUUGAUGCACACACAAGGGAAGGACUGUCCCGGUGGGGGUAGGAUGGGCGGGAAGGGCGUCCGUGGACCAUUCCGUUAAUAGCAUAUGGGGGAGUGGGGGUGGUGGUGAAGACUCUCCCUCAGGGAGCCAAAAAGGACCACAAACUCCAGUCCUACUGGGACAAAAUGGGGAUUAUUACUAUGUGGUGCUGAAGAAGGAGGGAAAAGUUGGACUACACCAUGGGAAGAAGAGUUAGUUUUCAAUGCAAAACACACUCUGUGUAGACUGGACUUCGGGGUGCGUCCAGCCAGAUAUUCACCUUGCCAAGGAGCAAACACUGACUCUCUUCCUUUCUCUCUCCCCUACUCAGCUCUUAAAAAAAAGAAAAAGAAAAACCUCAGCGAUGACUUGCUGCCCAUUAGGACAUCUGUCCCUACCCUCCUGGCCCACCUUAGCUUUUUGGGCUGAAUCGUUUGAAGCCCAGGAGAUGGGGAAGAUGGAAUGUGCCAUGAAGGUGCUGGGACAUACCACUAACCCCAGGGAGGAAGGUGGGGUGGCCGAGCCCCCUCCCCCACCCCCAACCCGAAGCUCAACCCGUGAAAGAGGGCAAUACGCUACAUUUCAGCAGCCUCGUGCCGGAUGAAAUUUUCAUCCCUGUUGGGUUGGGGUGUGCCCCAGUAUCCUUGAGUUUUCUUUCACCACCACCCCAACCCCUAGCUAUUCUGGCGACUAGAGGGGGAAAAACCUCCACGUGACAUCGUCUGUUGGGCUGACACGGCCCCAAGGGCAUUGAUACCAUGGUUUGGUCAGGGUGCUGUCUGCCAGCGGGUAGGAAGGGGAGUUUGUAAGAAGGGGCAGCUAGAAGAGUUGGAAGGUUAAUGCUGAUGCCGUUGGUGAGGGGAGAGCGGGUGUUGAUUCACCAGUGGGUCUUAUGAGCCAGAACCCGUCCGCCACUUUCCUGACGGUGCUCCUCUCCCAGCUUCCCGAUCCCUGUUUUUCAAGGAGCCAGCGCCGUUGGGUUUGUCUGAGCAUCCGAAGCCUCAGACAGGCCCCCUGCACCCUCCACGCUUGGGAGUCUGCAGCCAGGGCUGAAGGUAUCCUUGCUCUCAAGCAGGAGCACUGGGGAAAGGUGAUGAAACUGAGGCCAGUCCUGGUGGAUCAUCUGGGAAAGAGAUUCCAGAUAGACACCGCAGGGGCAGAUUAGUUAAGGGGUCAAAAAGCCCCUUUAGACCAACCUGAUGAGGGUGGUGAAGGAGGCCUUGAGGGAACCCAGGACAGGCAUGAUAAGCGGCGUGAUACCCACACAACUGGUGCUGUGUCCAAUGGGGCUUUGGGCCGGGCACAGAAGUGUUCGUGAAUCUUGGUCCUGCUCCUGCCAAGCUCCUGACUUUCCGUAUCAUGGAUCUACUUCUGAGUAGAUGGUGGGGUUGCGGGGAGCUGUUGCUUUCCCACAGCUUCUGGGGUCUGGCUCAAGGUGCUCCUGGAUUCUCUGCCCACUCUUGGCUGGGUUGUCUGGAUGCCUCUCUGACUGCAUCUCAACAUCCGCCUUUCCACCAGCUUCCUGGACCCCUUACACCAGGCUGCCUGACCAUAAGGGCUCUCUCCAGAGACUGCCAGCUCAGCUCAGCUCCCCUGUCCAGCGAGGCCCUAGUAGGAGGAUCAUCAGCCCAGACUUGAGAUUUGAAAAGCUCUAGAUUCCAUGCUCAGCUUCUCCAGCUUCCCAAAGUGCCCACCUUACCACUGGCGCUUGACUUGACCCGAGAACAAGUCCCCAUGCCCUUUUCCCAGAGACACUUGGUUCUGGGUAACUUUCCACCCCCAAACAGUUUUCUUCAAGUUGGCAACUCUGGUCAGGGGGGGAAGGGAAAAGAGGAGCAACUUCCCGCCCUCCAGCACCUGGAGAGAUUCAGUUUCCAUUUGGAAAAAACAGCCAAGCUGCUCCUUCCUCCUUCCCCAAAUUCAAACAGUGCUGCCCCGGCUUGCUAGCUCGUCUUGGGUUGCUGGGCCAGGAACAUGGUCACCUUUAAGCGCCGUCUUGACCCCAUGGGCAUCGUGACUUUUUGCACUUUACAUGGCUGGACAGGAAGCUACCCUCCCUCCCCC
This is a messenger RNA of Tachyglossus aculeatus (Australian echidna), 3828 nucleotides long. RefSeq names its product hippocampus abundant transcript 1 protein-like. Gene Ontology annotation, biological process: transmembrane transport. The transcript has 12 exons. The coding region runs from base 210 to 1691 and encodes 493 amino acids. NCBI's taxonomy places the organism in Eukaryota, Metazoa, Chordata, Mammalia, Monotremata, Tachyglossidae. Gene Ontology annotation, molecular function: transmembrane transporter activity. Gene Ontology annotation, cellular component: membrane. The record is from RefSeq and is a predicted model, not a curated record.